AUGGCCAGUGGCAAGUCGCCCCCCGCCAACCCCACCGACCGCACCGCACUGCGCGACGAAAUAGGCCGCCGCACCGUGGUGGACGUGGGCUAUGCCCGCCCUGGCACCUUGGCAGAUCACGAUAUCGAGCUGCCCGGCCCCAUCUACUACAAGACCAGCGCCGAGCCCACGCCCUACCUGGUGCUGCGCACCACCUUUGCCUUUGCCGACGCCGAAGGCGAAACCGUGCGCGAAUGCGGCGUGUUCUUCGGCACCGUGGCAAAGCCUGAGGUGCCGGCCGGCAAACGCUAUCUCACGCCCGGCGAGAUCGAGAACCCCGGCACCGUGUAUUGCCUGGAGAACCGGCCGCCCGUGCUGCGCAGCGGCACGACCAAGGCCACGGAAGAAAUCGUCAUUCCCCU
Ilex paraguariensis (yerba mate) is the source of this 401-nucleotide messenger RNA. The record is from the annotation of a GenBank genome assembly. NCBI's taxonomy places the organism in Eukaryota, Viridiplantae, Streptophyta, Magnoliopsida, Aquifoliales, Aquifoliaceae.